AUGGAUCUGGAAGGUGCAGACGGCGACGACGCCACCGCCGCCGCCAUGGCCCAAAUGAUGGGCUUCUCUUCUUUCGGCGCCCAGGACCGCCCCCAGAAGAAGCGCAAGUACAACGCCGGCGCUGACGCUUCAGUGGCUGCCGCACCGGUAUCAGCAUCCACGGGGUCGAACUCUACGCCCCUAGGCUCCCGGUCGAGCGCUCCUACGGCUUCCACCAACACCGACGAGAUUGGCCUAGACGACGAAGACGACGAAGACGACGAAGCGAGCCAAGGGCGAGAGGCCGCCGCACCUGCUCCGGUAGCAGCAUCUCCUCGGCAGCCGCCGCCGCUACCACAUGGACUACCUCAGCGUCCAGCCCCGGGAACAGGCUUCGUGGGCGACGCCUCAGUCUCCGUCCCGGCUCAGCAAGACGGCCAACUGCACCGUCACGCGUCGUCCCUGCCGCCGCCGCCGCCGCACCACGACACCGGUCAGCCCGGAACCCCGUGGUACGAGGGGUAUUAUGAUACCCUGUCGAACCGGAAUCCGUGGGAGAAGCUCGAAAAGGCCAUCGGUCUGGAGGCGAAGGGGACAUGGCUCACGCACCAAGAUGGCUAG
This is a messenger RNA of Geosmithia morbida, 600 nucleotides long. RefSeq lists its product as uncharacterized. The record is from RefSeq and is a predicted model, not a curated record. Lineage: Eukaryota; Fungi; Ascomycota; Sordariomycetes; Hypocreales; Bionectriaceae. The coding region runs from base 1 to 600 and encodes 199 amino acids. The transcript has a single exon.